Molecule: messenger RNA, 1746 nt
Organism: Fusarium pseudograminearum CS3096
Lineage: Eukaryota; Fungi; Ascomycota; Sordariomycetes; Hypocreales; Nectriaceae
Exons: 1
Coding region: 1-1746 (581 amino acids)
Biological process (GO): mitotic intra-S DNA damage checkpoint signaling; double-strand break repair via break-induced replication; resolution of meiotic recombination intermediates
Cellular component (GO): nucleus; Holliday junction resolvase complex
Molecular function (GO): 3'-flap endonuclease activity; crossover junction DNA endonuclease activity; DNA binding
Source: RefSeq, a predicted model, not a curated record
AUGGCCGACGCCGACUCGGCCAACCCUCAGUUUCUGGAAUGGGUCAAAGAGUGGUUGGAUUUGGCUCGCGAACGCAAUUCCAAAGGCGUUACCACGUACAGGACAGCGUACAACUCGUUGAAAGCAUGUCCGAUUUCCUUUGAACACCCUGCGCAGUUGCAGCAACUCAAAGGUUUCGGUCCAAAACUCUGCGAACGUCUUGAACAGCAAUUGAAGAAACAUUGCGAACAAAAUGGCCUCCCAAUGCCGCCACACCCUAGGUCCCGUAAAGCGGCACCGGUUACUGGCGACGAAAAUGGAGAAGGCUCAUCAAAACCUUCGAAAAAGGCACGCAAACCAAAAGCGUAUGUCCCUGCUCUUCGAUCUGGAGCGUUCGCCUUGGUAGUCGGACUCUCGACCCUGGAUGAAGACACAACUACUGGGAUGACCAAGGCUGAGCUCAUUGAAGUUGCCCAACCAUACUGUGAUGCAUCAUUUUCCGCUCCUAGCGAUCCCACCAAGUUUUACACUGCCUGGAACUCGAUGAAAACUUUGUUACAGAAGGAGCUAGUAUACGAAAGAGGACGGCCAUUGAGGAGAUACGCUUUGACCGACGAAGGAUGGGAAGUUGCCAAGCGUAUAAAGGACACCGACCACUGGCAGGCUGAAAAGGACAGGGCUAAGGAUCCCACCUCAGCACAACCCGUUAUUCCGAACUUCCAGCCUGGAGCUAUUUCUAGGCAAAAGUCGCCUUCUGUGGAGAUCGCCGAACCAGCACAGGCUCUAUCAGAAUAUCAAAAUGUCGUUGCUGAUGGUCCAACAACAUCAGACGAUGCUUCGUUGCCAAAUUUUACUCCAAUACUAUUGCCUCCAGGAACCUUUACCGUUCAGUUAGUCCUGGACGUUCGCGAAGUAAGGGCUAAGACGGACCGCGACUACAUGCAAGAGGAACUUGCAAAACAGGGCGCGAAACCCAUCAUGCGUAGCAUGGAGCUUGGUGAUGCUCAGUGGGUCGCGAAAUGCAACGACCCGAAUCUGCUCUCAUCACAAGGUGCUGAGGGUGACGAGGUCGUGCUGGACUGGAUUGUCGAAAGAAAACGUCUUGAUGAUUUGAUCGGGAGUAUCAAGGAUGGCAGAUUCCAUGAGCAAAAGUUUCGCUUACAACGAUCUGGCGUAAAGAAAGUGAUUUACAUUAUCGAAGAAAUUGGCAUGGACCCCGAGGUGAUUAACAGAUACGCUGAAGCAGUCCGAUCAGCUAUCGCCUCGACCCAAGUAGUUAAUGGCUACUUUGUCAAGAGAACAAACAAGAUGGACGACACAAUCAGAUACCUCACAAGGAUGACCGCUAUGUUGAAACGGACGUACGAGAGUAGGUCCCUGCACGUCAUACCUACCAAGGUCCUUACGUCUCAAAAUUAUCUUCCACUACUGAAGCACCUCAGGGAAUCCAUAUCUCCAGAUUGGUACAUUACCUACCCGGCCUUCUCCUCGCUUGCGUCAAAGUCUGAGUCCAUCACCCUGCGAGAUGUAUUCUUGAAGAUGCUCAUGACUAUCAAGGGAGUCACAGGAGAGAAAGCACUCGAGAUUCAAAAGCGUUGGAAAACACCGUAUGACUUUGUCAAAGCUUUUGAGGCAUGCGGAACUGGUGAGCAGGGUUUGAAGCGCAAGCGAGAGUUGGUGUUUAGUCAAACAAGUCACCUUGUUGGGCGGAAGAAGUUUACGAAGCCGAUGAGCACCAAAAUCGCCGAAGUUUGGGGUGAUGCAUAA